CACCGAACUCUUGACAACAAUAAUAACAACGACCGCGGAAACUUAACCGACCAGCUUUCAGUCUAGCCUAAAGUUACAAAUAUAUCUCCCGUAACUGCGCCGCCAUUAACUAAUGGUAUGGUAACAAGUCAGUGCUGGUGUUUUCUCCUGCAACAAAAGACAUCCUGCAUAUAGUGUUGUGUACAAUGUUUUUUUUAUUUUGCACUCGUGUUUGUCGAACGGCUCAAACUUCACCGACCUUCAGCCGACUUCAGUGUCAGAAACAAUCUUGUCAUGGCUGGAGCUUGAGAAGUCCUGGGGCAGUCUCAACCUCGGCGAUUUGUUCGGGUCGUUCUUCUGUUUCUCACAGAACUAUUUUGCUAAGACUUGUUUCCUCGGCUUCAGUCGGUGUCCCACAUUUUCCUGUGAAGGGGUUUCACACUUCAGCUGGACUCCACGCUCCUCCUGCUGCACUACUGUGGCUGCUGGUCAAACCUCUGCAGAAGGUCAUAGCCAUCAUCGUGGGAAGAAGUAUCAGGAAAUGGUGGAAGGCUUUGCCCCCCAAUAAGAAGCAGCUCUUGCGCGAGUGGGCAUGGCAGCGACGCUGGCGUCUGGCGGGAGCUGGCACAGGGUUGAUGCUCUUCAUCUCUCUCUUCUUUUUCACCUACAUGGAAGAGAGUCCUCUGACUGGCAGAAGCCGGUUACUGGUUUUCAGCAAGGAUACCUUAAUUAAACUGACUGAGCAUGCUUCAGAAUUGUGCUUAGAGGAGCACGAGAAUUCGUUGAUCCCCGAUUAUGACCCCAGGCAUCAGGUGGUUAAGCGAGUGGUCCAACACUUGGUCGAUCGAAACCAGGAUAUUGAAGGGAUGAAAUCUGUUCCCUGGACCAUUCACGUGAUCGAGAGCCCCACUGUCAACGCUUACGUCCUGCCUAAUGGGAUGAUAUUUGUCUUUACAGGAAUGCUGGAGGCUGUUGGAGACAUCCAUCAGCUGGCUUUUGUCCUGGGGCAUGAGAUGGCCCACGCUCUGAUCGGACAUGCUGCAGAGCAGGCUAGUUUGUCCCAUGUGCUGGAUUUGUUAUCUAUGGUCCUGUUGACAAUGAUUUGGGCGAUCUGUCCUCGUGACAGUCUUGCUUUGUUGGGCCAGUGGAUACAAGGCAAACUAGUUGAGCUUUUGUUUAACAGACCUUACAGUCGGAAACUAGAAGCAGAGGCUGACCAAAUCGGACUGCAGCUGGCAGCGAAGGCAUGUGUGGAUGUGAGAUCCAGCCCUGUCUUUUGGCAGACGAUGGAGUUAUCCGAUCAAUUAUCAGAAGAAUCCACUAUGCCUGAGUGGUUUUCCACCCACCCCUCCCACCGCAGUCGCGUCACACAACUUGACCACCUUGUUCCUGAGGCUUUAGAGCUCCGUGCGAGAUGCGGCUGCCCCGCUCUUUCUGAACCUGAUCCCCGGCUUGUCUUUUCCAAGGUGGCACAACAGCUGCUCAAGGAUGCAGAGAAAGGAAAAAAACAAGCCAAAGAGUUGACGGAGAGCGAGCGAGCGGAAGGAACGCAGCAGAGAGUCCAGCCUCCUUUAGGGGUAGCGUUGGCUCUGGCAGCUCAACAACAGACUCUGCUCAGUAAAAACUGAGACUUGACUGAAAUCAGACUUCUGAGUAUAGAGUUUUAACCACAAGCAAACAGAACGAAGGGUCUUUUUAUAUUAUAUGCCAUAAAUAAUAACUUUGUUAUUUACUUUACAUGUUUACCACAGAAGUCACAUGCUUACUUUCAUACCACAAUCUGGUAGUAACAUAGCUUAAUAUUUGAUUUUGGCAACAAUGGGAAUGAACGUUACUUGAAUAUAGAGAUGUUGGUCUUGUAGCCAGCUGUGACUAAUCUGUUUACUCGACUACCACACGGAAUUUCUGUCCGAGUGAGUUUUUAUCUGUGAGAAAUGUGAAGUCUGUAACUUAUAAUCUGUCAGCUAUCGCCUCCCAUAUGAAUGUAAGCAUCAUCUGAACGAGGCAGCGAUUGUAAAGAUUACGACGGUUUAGUUAGCGUUAAUGUUAGGAUUAGCGUGAUAACCUGAAAAAGCUAUAAUUAACUUUUAGAUUUCACUUAUUCACAAAAAGCCAGAAUCAGCCUUUAUAUUGGUUUUGAGUAUAUUACAUAUUUUUUAUUGUGUUUACGCUACUGUAUGCUUGAAUAUAUUUGGGGUAAAGCACUCAAAAAGUCAAAUAUUUGUGGUCAUUUAUGACAAGUGUGGAAUUAAAUAAAAUGCUGUAUCAUGGAAAAUCUCUGUUUGGGGUCAUUUGGACAAAUAGUUCCAGGGACCAGGUGUAUAGGUGAAUGGUUGGCUCGGGGAUUUUCUUAUCACUGUCAUUGUAGCUCAUUUAAAAAAAAAAAAAUAUAUAUAUAUAUAUAUUUUGGGGUCAAUGAACUGAACUAAAUAAAUGCUUUUCUUUUUAAAAUGUGAAAUCUUUAUACGUAUACAGUGUGUGUGUUUUUAUAAGAAUGUUCCACUUGACCAUGUGAUCGCUGAAGAUAAAUAAAAUAAAAUAAAAAUAACAACGUUUUUAUCAUUGC
This is a messenger RNA of Tachysurus fulvidraco (yellow catfish), 2545 nucleotides long. It is a transcript of the gene oma1, whose product is annotated as OMA1 zinc metallopeptidase. Bases 186 to 1607 code for a protein of 473 amino acids. Gene Ontology annotation, cellular component: mitochondrial inner membrane. The transcript has 8 exons. Gene Ontology annotation, molecular function: metalloendopeptidase activity. The record is from RefSeq and is a predicted model, not a curated record. Gene Ontology annotation, biological process: protein quality control for misfolded or incompletely synthesized proteins; mitochondrial protein processing. NCBI's taxonomy places the organism in Eukaryota, Metazoa, Chordata, Actinopteri, Siluriformes, Bagridae.